Messenger RNA from Linum trigynum, 2880 nucleotides. Lineage: Eukaryota; Viridiplantae; Streptophyta; Magnoliopsida; Malpighiales; Linaceae. The record is from the annotation of a GenBank genome assembly.
CACUUUUCUCCUUUUCCCGAUUCCUUCUCUUCAUUUUCAGUUGUCGUCACCUCUCUCCUCCUCCGCGCCCGAAGCAGCGCAACCGCAGCAGCGGAGAAGGGGCCGUGAAACAAGAAACCAAAAAAUGCCGCCGAAUUCUGCCGACAAGACUCUCAACGGCGGCCUCCACCACCACCACCAUCAACACCAAACAAAGCUGCCGCCGCCACCGCCACCAGCAGCAGGAGCGGCGGGGCCUCCACUCCCUCCUCCUCCCUCAGCCGCCGCUUUCGCCCAGCACAGCCACCAUCACCACCGCGGCGAAGGCGGCGGCGGCGGGGGCCAUCACCAUCAUCCUCGCCACCACUACCACCCCUACUACCCUUCCUCCUCCACCUCCUCGAAAGCCUCCAUAAAGGGUUGCUGCUGCUGCCUCCUCCUCCUCCUCUCCCUCCUCUUCCUAAUCGCCCUCGCCGUCGCGCUCGUCGUCGUCCUCGCCGUGAAGCCCAAGAAGCCCCAAUUCGACCUCCAGCAGGUCGGGGUCCAGUACAUGGGGAUCAACACCCCGACCCCGACCCCCUCCGACCCGGCAGCCACCGCCUCCCUCUCCCUCGCGAUUCACAUGCUCUUCACCGCCGUCAACCCGAACAAGGUCGGGAUCAAGUACGGCGAGUCCAGGUUCACCGUCAUGUACCGCGGAAUCCCGCUCGGUAAGGCCUCCGUCCCUGGGUUCUUCCAGGAAGCGCACAGCGAGCGGAAGGUCGAGGCCACCGUGGCCGUCGAUCGGUACAGCUUGAUGCAGGCGGAUGCGGCGGAUUUGAUCAGAGAUGCUUCGUUGAACGACAGGGUGGAGCUCCGGGUUUUGGGUGAAGUCGGGGCUAAGAUCCGUGUCUUGGAGUUCGAUUCCCCUGGUGUUCAGGUCUCGGUGGAUUGUGCAAUCGUGAUAAGCCCGAGGAAGCAAUCUCUUACAUACAAACAAUGUGGAUUCGAUGGGUUGAGUGUCUAAUUAGUUUCAUCCAUAGUUGAUUACUAUAUUGUGAGCACGAAUUAAGGUGCCUCGUAUCCUUUCUCCCGGUCAGACGACACCCUGAAUCCUGAACAUUUAGAAGAAGAAGAAGAGAUCAGCAGAAGGUGCAGAGAGGGGGGAAGAAGAACGAUGGCGAGCUUAAGAAAGAGAGAGAGAGGGUGGAAGAAAGAAGCCGUGAGCUUCUCUCGCAGGCAGCACAUGCUUGGUGGAAAAAGCAAAGCUAACUCUGUUGGUAGUGGUGGGCUAGUGGAUGGUGCUGAAGAGAAGAGAUUAUAAUGAUUACUACUAUAUUAUUAUUUACGUUUCGGAAAAAGCUGUUUUGGGAAGGUGGGAGAAAAAUGGCGAAGGUCAGAUCUUCCUCCUUUGAUGAUUUUUUUGGGAGAUUAUUUAUUUUCAUAGAUUUUUUUUUUUUUUUUGUACUCCAUAUGGGUUUACUUCUUUCUGAAGGAAUUCUCAUGGAAUAGCGGAGGAUAGAUGGGAAAUGUUGACAACAUCAACAUGUAACUGUAAGAGCUCGAUUUUUUGUCCACUACACUUCCUUUCCCUCUUUUCUUUGCAUCAAUUAUCCAACCCUCUCAGGUUAAUAAUGUUGCCUCAAAUGCAUCAACUUGGGUGAUUUUAGUUUCAAAUUGACUAACGAAUAACGAUUUAGUAUGAUUGUAAUGAUUUAGUAUGAUUGUAAUUCGUAUUUUACUUAUGUUUGAGCCAAGAUACACCUUCCCACCUUUGCUUCAAUACCGCGGCUACCCCCGGGUCGAGCGCCUGAGACCUGCACACACAAGCGCCUAAAGGGCUCUGGUCGGCCCAUUAGCACUCCAACGCUCAAGUCAAUGCACCUUUCUAGAGAGAUAAGUGCUGGGAAAGAUUUUAGUGAGAGAAGCCAACCUGCGUAAAUGCUACCUACCGAGUACUAUUUAUACUUGCCAAGGUCCCAACGGUCCUCCUGGCAUUUAAAUCCACGUCAUCCCCUCAUUUAAUGCAUGGUACGGUACAAUGGUCAGGCGCCUAUACGUGGCCGCCUCAGAACACCCCAAAAGGGGGCGCCCAGCAGGGACCACAAUCGCCAGGUGGCUCCUUUCCUUGCUCGUCCUUCUGUACCACUUGUCUUCAUGCUUCUUUUGUCGUCAUGCGCCUGCCCUACGCUGAGAACCCUAACCUAUUGUUUGGGCCUGUUUCACCAUUUCAUCCUCGUGGGCUUGGGCCUAUUCAUACUUCCCCAACAACUUACACUCUUCUCGAGUUGGAUUGGGCGGGUGGCGAAUGCAUGUGAUUAGGUUGUGAUUGCGGGUUAACCUGCAAAUGCAAUUUCCGAAUUAAGAUUAGACAAGUUGGCUAGCAUUUACAAUAAAUUUCUUACAAAUUAGUAAGAUUGUAGCAAUUUCUACACCUGUCAUUUUAAAUGAUGUCUAGUACUUGUAUCAAAUUUUUUGUUACCCCAUCAACCAAUUGUGCAGAGAAAGUUGACACUUUUUGUGACUUUGAUACAAAAAAUAAUUUAUAAUGUGUAUCUCAAUAUGUUGUGGAUAUUACACAACAUAGAAUCCUAUGGCAGUUGUACAAAAAUAUUCUUUAUUUUCACUUUUAUAAGCGGAUGGUCAGUGCAUUUAUAAAAUAGAAAGAUCAUUCGGUAGUAUAAAUAAGAAAUAAUUUUUUUCCUAGUGAAAAUGUGGUGAGGGUCAUUUCUUCAGGUGGCCCGCAACCCACCCACCAGAAUAAGUGUGGACAAGAGGUUUAUCUAUCCACAAUCCACCGACAUCUCACUCACCCAUUGUGGUUAGGGAUGACAAUGGGUCGGGGUUGGAGCGGGUUAUUGCCAAACCCAAACUCAUGGGUUUAUCCACCCAAAAAAUCCGGGAUAAAAUCUAUUGGAUUUA